Messenger RNA from Ceraceosorus bombacis, 279 nucleotides. Lineage: Eukaryota; Fungi; Basidiomycota; Exobasidiomycetes; Ceraceosorales; Ceraceosoraceae. The record is from the annotation of a GenBank genome assembly.
AUGACGGACGGUGCGCUCGGACAAAUUUGGUUUACACAGGACAUAUCGCGAUGAGCGGAUGGGUGGCAAUUGGAUGGUCGAUGUUGCUGAAAAGCUGACGAGGUGACGCUUUGCUGAGGGUUCGAUAACUUCAAAGCAUCGCAUCUGUCGACUCGAUAUCGAGAGCCGAAUACUUGUUCGGCAACGACAGGCAAAGAAACGGACAAGAAUGCGGCCUGCACGGUUAGAGAGCCAGCUCUGCCAACGACCGUUCAGACCCGCAAGUAUGAUGUCUAUUGA